This is a messenger RNA of Didymella exigua CBS 183.55, 3418 nucleotides long. RefSeq names its product fungal-specific transcription factor domain-containing protein. The transcript is spliced from 5 exons. Gene Ontology annotation, molecular function: DNA-binding transcription factor activity, RNA polymerase II-specific; DNA binding; zinc ion binding. Bases 485 to 3214 code for a protein of 909 amino acids. Gene Ontology annotation, biological process: regulation of DNA-templated transcription; DNA-templated transcription. The record is from RefSeq and is a predicted model, not a curated record. Lineage: Eukaryota; Fungi; Ascomycota; Dothideomycetes; Pleosporales; Didymellaceae.
GACACGCGCUAGGCCGAAUUGAGACGCCGCAGCUGCACCUCGCGCGAACAACGGAUGACAAUCAUUGUGAUCUCCAACGCGUGAGAAGCUUAGCUCUAGGCGCGAGUAGAGCUCAGGCCCCUCCUUUGGUCCAUAGUUUACAAUCGCCACAAGUCGCGUGAAUUGCUUGUCAAUCAGGGUCCAGCCCUUUCAAACCUCCGCCCUUUGGUCCGAUCUAACCCCCAUCCCGCGCACCACAGUACAUCAAACAAGCUUCUGCCUCACCCGCGCACUGGUUGACGCUAUUCGGCCACCUGCAGGUCUGCGACGACAUCUCCAAGUCCCUGCUGAUGAGCUGCCUGGCCCUGUUUCAGCCGGCUUAGAUCUUAGCUCCGCCCUCCGCCCUGCGCGUACAUUCUCGCAAAACACCUCGACACCCCGUACCCCAACGGCACGAGCGACCUGCGCACACCCCACACCACCCAACUCGCCUACCCUCGCCGCCAUGAACACGUCGCCGAACGGCUACUACGGCAGACCGCCGCCAAUGAUGAACCCGCCGCCUCCGCGCAUGUUCGGCAGUGGCCAGUUUGACCAACCGCAGCUUCCCCCGAACAUGUUUGCGCCGGAUGAUGUGGAUGAUCUCAACGACCAGGGUGACCCAAAGAGGAGAAGAAUAGCUAGGGCCUGCGACAUGUGCCGAAAGAAGAAGAUCAAGUGUGACGGCAAGAUGCCCUCAUGCACACAUUGCCAGAACUACAAGACGGAAUGUAUCUUCACACAGGUCGAGAAGAAGCGGCAGCCGCCGAAAGGUGCCAAGUACAUCGAAGGCCUCGAGAACCGUCUAGCACGGAUGGAGUCGUUGAUGCGUCUAUCUGGUGUGCUACCAGAAGAUGACGAUGGCAGCACAGACCUUGCCACCAUCGAGAAGCGUUUGACCGACCGAGCUGCCCGCUCAGCAACACCCAGGCAGUCAGAAGAUAGGAGGCAGUCGACAGUACCUCAAUCAGGCACAUCCACGAAUGACGGCACCCCAGCACAACCGACACUGCCAAGCCCAAGAAGCGGCACAGCAUCACCUGAGCCAGAAGCCCAAGCAGAAGGGGAAAGGAAAGGGAAAGGGAAAGAUGGCGAAGACGCACUUGCUGAGAUGAUGUGCUCCCUGGUCACAAACAACUACGGCGAGACCAGGUACAUUGGUUCGUCUUCAGGAUUCUCCAUCUUCUCGCCAAAGGGCAUCCAGUGGGUGAACGAAAAGACUGGCGACAACUCCUUUCAACACAUGAUCUCAACAGCGGCCGUAGAAGAUAACAAGUGGAUACAGUGGCGACCAGAUGUAUUCCAGGACAUCUUUAAACGCCGAGUGUACAAGCAACUGCCGCCAAAGCACGAGGCCUUGUCGUUGCUCAAGGACUACUUCGAGAACUUCAAUUGUAUGUUCCCGCUGUUCCACGAACCGACCUUCAUGCACCUUGUCGAGAAACAUUACUCGAAAGACCCUUACGAGGGAUCUGGCUGGUGGGCAAGCCUGAACGUCGCAUUAGCCUUCGCUCAUCGUUUGCGAGUCAUGAGCAACCUCGUACCGGCAGAAGAGGACGAAAAAGCGUGGCAGUAUCUGAAGAACGCCAUGAGUGUCAUGGUCGAACUGACCAUGCGCAACACCGAUCUGCUCAGUGUACAGGCUCUAUUGGGCAUUGGCUUGUUCUUGCUUGGCACACCCAACCCACAACCCACGUACUUCUUCGUUGCAACGGCAAUGCGACUCGCACACAGCAUUGGUUUGCACAAGAAGGGAGCCAACUUCAACCUCAACAACGCCGAGGUCGAGCAGCGGAAGCGUGUUUUCUGGAUUGCCUAUAUGCUCGACAAGGACAUUUGCCUGCGCUCUGGGCGACCACCCAUCCAGGACGAUGACGAUAUGAACGUCGAGCUACCUAGCGAAUUCCCAUCCGAUAAUAUUGGCAACAUUCCGCUUGCGGAUGGGAAAGGCACAAUGAACCUUUUCCGCCUCAUGUGCACGUUCUCCACCAUCCAGAGCAAGGUCUACAAAGGUUUAUACUCGGUCAAAGCCUCGAAACAGACGGAUGGCGAGCUUCUCAAUACGAUUGGCGAACUCGACAGAGAACUUGAGAGCUGGAAAGACGGCAUCGCGCUUGAAUUCCGACCUGAGCACGACAUCAAGGCCUCGCAUACGCCUCUCAUUCUCCAGGUCGCAGUGCUGCACCUUGGCUACUACAACUGUCUGACAACAAUCCACCGCAUGAGCGUGCACCAUGGCUACUGGACAAGUCGACUAUCGAACUUUGCCAUCCAAGGGCUUAAUGCACGUCCGCUAAACCCCCGAGUGUUCAUGUCAGCACAGCUCUGCGUGCAAGCAGCGCGAGCAUCCAUCCACCUUCUCAAGUACAUCCCUAAGGGUGAUCUCUCGUGUGUGUGGCUGGUCAUCUAUUUUCCUGUCACAGCGCUUGUUACGUUAUUUGCAAACAUCUUACAGAACCCGCAGGACACAAGAUCAAGAUCGGAUCAUAAGCUCAUGAAGCUGGUGGUCAAUUUCUUGAACAUGCUGAAUGAUGAGCAAGGCAGUGGAAGUGUCAAGCGCAUGUGCAGUGUAUGCGCCGAGUUCGAGCGCAUUGUGGCCAUUGUGCUUGAUAAGGGGGACAGAGAAAAUGCCUCACGACGCAAGAGAAAGCAAGGCAACAACGAACAGGAUGCACAGAUUGAAGCCACAGCAGCUGAGCUGUUGUCAACAAGACGCAGCUCGCAUUCGCAAUCAUCGCCCAACGUUGCGCCAUCACCACAGCAGCAGCCUCCUCAGCAGGAAGGUCUCAUCUUCAACCCCGACUUCCAUGGCUUCAAUGAGCCUUUCCCAUUCUCACCAAAUUUCACACAUGCCUCAUUGCAGGCCAGCGCGCCGACGCGUCAAUACGGCUCACCCUCCAUGACUGCACAGAUGCUCCAGCAACAAGGUGGCCUUCCGAUGACAACAAGUGCUGACGUCAAUGGCAUCAAUAACAACCUCAACUCGAUAGCAAUGGGUCAAUUCGACCAGACGUUUAACAACGUACCACAAGAUCUGUGGAAGAUGCCUAUGACGCUUGAGUGGGACUGGGCAGACAUGACUGGCUACAAUGGCUAUGAAGAUGGCAUUAGCAUGAAUGGCGUGAUGCCAGACUUCUCGCAAACGGACCACGGGACGAGCCAGUUUAAUCACAAUAAUAUGAACGGUGGUCGGUAACUGGGAAGACGGAAUAGGCGCACAAGUGGAAUUUCCACCCUUCUCAACCUUAAUGUCGAAUGUAUAGUUUACAAUGUUGUAUGGUAAAGGUAGAGCGACGCACUUAUAAGUGCACAUAUACGAAUGAACGAUCACGACUGCUGCAGAAGAGAAGCGUCUACCGAGUCUUUGAAGCGAUACGUUCGGAGAUCUCGGCUUGCCCCG